CGCUGGUGCCGCUGCCGUCGGGGUCGGGGCCGCUGGCGCCCGCGGGCCGGCAGCAGCACUGCACGCAGGUGCGGACCCGGCGGCUGAUGAAGGAGCUGCAGGACAUCGCGCGGCUCAGCGACCGCUUCAUCUCGGUGGAGCUGGUGGACGAGAGCCUCUUCGACUGGAACGUGAAGCUGCACCAGGUGGAUAAGGACUCGGUGCUGUGGCAGGACAUGAAGGAGACCAACACGGAGUACAUCCUGCUCAACCUCACUUUCCCUGACAACUUCCCCUUCUCACCGCCCUUCAUGAGGGUGCUCAGCCCCCGCCUGGAGAACGGCUAUGUCUUGGACGGCGGAGCCAUCUGCAUGGAGCUGCUCACCCCCCGCGGCUGGUCCAGUGCCUACACCGUGGAGGCCGUCAUGAGGCAGUUUGCGGCCAGCUUGGUCAAGGGGCAGGGCCGUAUCUGCAGAAAAGCUGGCAAAUCAAAAAAGUCAUUCAGUCGAAAGGAAGCUGAAGCAACGUUUAAGAGUUUGGUGAAGACCCAUGAAAAAUAUGGGUGGGUCACCCCGCCCGUCUCUGAUGGCUGAUGUUACCAACCUGCACUUGACAAAAAUGCUGAACAAAAGUACUGUGACAUCUCCUCAGUGCUGUACACCGCCCAUCCUUUUCUACUUCAGCUUCAGUUACAUACCAUGAAUGUCAAGGAGAUAUCUAAGUUAUUUAUGAACAGAUGUGUUUACAGAGGAAGAGAAAAAACAAAAUGCUGUGUAGGAUUAUAUUUCAAGACUGGAGAAUGGUCAUCAUUGAAGUCACUUGAGCGGAUGCUGAGAUUGCGUCAUUUGCCCCCAUACAGCCCCCAUUGUCUUCAGCUUCUUUCCAUGACAGCAGCACCAAACAGUAGUACUGGAAAGUCUAUCCAUUACUGCUCAGUUCAUUUAAAUGUAAAUGAAACAGUUAAUAUUUAAUAGGGAAGCAGUGCAUUGCAGGUACAUGUUUGCUGUGCUGUUUAUCUUUGUCUCCUAGCAGGUCAACAUAACUUGAAGAUUUGUCUUUAUGUGGAACUGUGGUCUGCUGUGACUAAAUUUAGACCUCAUUUGUGCUCUAUAUAUGACCUUUAAUUCAUAAAUGAAACCAGAAUUAAAAUGCUGAAAGGUCCUAAUGUUGAAAAAUUAUUAAGUGGAAUCACCCAACCGGUUACAAUGUGCUAUCUAUGCUGAUAUUGUGAUGUGCUGUUCAGAAAUAAACCAGUGCAGUUAGCUGAAGGUUAGGUGGUUUUUUUAAACACAUCCACGCCAGGGCUUGGAGUGGUUGGUUGGUGGUAGCAGAACCAUUAUUAGCCUGCCGGUACCUUCUGCAGUAGCAUGUGGCCUGUCAGUUCUUCAACAUGGCAAAACAAACAAAUGGAAAUGGACAAAGCAACCUUAAAAAUUAUCUGCUUAAUUUUAAAAUGAUAUGCCAGUGACAGAGUAAAAAUUUUCAAGUCAAAUGGAACUUGAUUUGUAAGAUGAUUUGCAUGACUGGAAUUUUCUUUUUUAUUUUCACUCAAUAGACAUUGUAUGUACUUAGAGCCCAGUAUCUGAGAAAACCCGCUGAUGUAUAUAAAUGUCCUAUUAUUUAAUCAUUAAGGUUUAAGUUUUCUGGUAAACAAAUUGAAAAAACUUUCUAAGGGACUCCAUAAAAGCUGAAGGUAAUGUUUAGAAUGGUAUAAGAAAAGCAUUAAAAAAUGUGGAUUCCGAAUAGAAAAUCGUAUUGGACACAUGCUGAAUAAAAUCACCAGUAUCAUUUC
Molecule: messenger RNA, 1771 nt
Organism: Haliaeetus leucocephalus (bald eagle)
Lineage: Eukaryota; Metazoa; Chordata; Aves; Accipitriformes; Accipitridae
Gene: UBE2QL1
Product: ubiquitin-conjugating enzyme E2Q family-like 1
Exons: 2
Coding region: 87-572 (161 amino acids)
Source: RefSeq, a predicted model, not a curated record